Brachypodium distachyon (stiff brome) is the source of this 1995-nucleotide messenger RNA. Its product is annotated as serine/threonine-protein phosphatase 5. Gene Ontology annotation, molecular function: protein binding; protein serine/threonine phosphatase activity. The transcript has 13 exons. Gene Ontology annotation, cellular component: cytosol; nucleus. The record is from RefSeq and is a predicted model, not a curated record. Lineage: Eukaryota; Viridiplantae; Streptophyta; Magnoliopsida; Poales; Poaceae. Bases 112 to 1563 code for a protein of 483 amino acids.
AGCGCCCCAGCCCCCUCGCUCCGUCGCUCGUCUUCCUCCUCGCGCGAGCGUCUCCACCGCAGGUGAACACGGAACUUGAAGUCUGUGUAUGAAGUAACCUCAAUAGAUAUCAUGGGCGAUAGUUCAAAUGCAAAUGUCCAGAAGGCCGAGGAACUCAAACUUAAGGCAAACGAUGCCUUCAAGGCGAACAAAUUUUCUCAGGCUGUAGAUCUCUAUGACCAAGCUAUUGAUCUAAAUAGUUCAAAUGCGGUAUACUGGGCAAAUCGUGCAUUUGCGCAUACGAAACUUGAGGAAUAUGGAAGUGCUGUCCAGGAUGCUACAAAAGCUAUUGAGAUUGAUCCUAGAUAUUCGAAGGGUUAUUAUAGACGAGGUGCAGCAUAUCUUGCUAUGGGAAAAUUCAAGGAGGCCCUGAAAGAUUUUCAGCAGGUGAAAAGAAUCUGCCCUAAUGAUCCUGAUGCUACAAGAAAGUUGAAAGAGUGUGAGAAAGCUGUCCAAAAAAUCCGUUUUGAAGAAGCAAUUUCUGUAGGGGAUACAGAAAGGCGCUCCAUAGCAGAUUCUCUUGAUUAUCAUAUAAUAGAAGUUGAACCACAGUAUACUGGAGCAAGAAUUGAUGGGGAUACAAUAACAUUAGAUUUCAUCAAGCAGAUGUUGGAUAAUUUCAAACAGCAAAAAUGUAUACAUAAAAGGUAUGCAUUCCAAAUUGUGUUGCAAGCACGAGACUUGCUGCGAUCAGUGCCUUCCCUUGUCGAUGUCAAUGUUCCAAAUGGUUCUCAUUUUACGGUCUGCGGUGAUGUUCAUGGCCAGUACUUCGAUCUGCUGAAUAUAUUUGAGCUUAAUGGGCUUCCAUCUGAAGAGAACCCUUACCUUUUCAACGGAGACUUCGUGGACCGAGGGUCGUUUUCACUUGAAGUUAUACUUACCCUGUUCGCAUUCAAGUGCCUCUAUCCAACAGGUAUGUACCUAGCAAGAGGAAACCAUGAAAGCAAGAGCAUGAACAAAAUAUACGGUUUUGAGGGAGAAGUGAAGUCCAAACUGAGUGAUACGUUUGUUGAGCUGUUUGCUGAGGUAUUCUGUUGCUUGCCUCUUGCUCAUGUAAUCAACAAGAAGGUCUUCGUAGUUCAUGGGGGUCUUUUUAGUGUUGAUGGAGUGAAGUUAUCUGACAUUAAGGCUAUUGAUCGUUUCUGUGAGCCUCCUGAAGAAGGUCUAAUGUGUGAAAUUCUAUGGAGUGACCCUCAGCCUCAACUCGGGAGAGGCCCAAGCAAACGAGGUGUGGGGCUUUCGUUUGGUGCAGAUGUAACAAAGAGGUUUCUAGAAGAUAACAAUCUGGACCUUGUUGUCCGAUCGCAUGAAGUGAAGGAUGAAGGGUAUGAAAUUGUACAUGACGGAAAGCUUAUAACUGUUUUCUCCGCUCCUAAUUACUGUGACCAGAUGGGAAACAAAGGUGCAUUUAUUCGGUUCAGUGCUCCAGAUUUAAAGCCAGAUAUUGUUAGUUUCUCGUCAGUGCCACAUCCUGAUGUCAAGCCGAUGGCCUAUGCAAACAAUUUCCUCCGGAUGUUCCAAUAGCAGCAGGCGGCACCUCUGUCUGGUCAAUUUUGAUAUGCUGAACAUUUUCUCGCCCAUCUCAUCCAUACCAAGAUCCCAACCAUGUCUUGCCUAUUUUGGCACAACAAUUUUUUAUAUGCUGCUGUUGCCCCUCCUGCCCUCCGUUGUUAAAAUAUUGGUACUAGCACAGUGAUUUAGAUGUAUGUGUAGUUGUACAAUUUUCUUAUCUCGCGUCUCUGAUUCCCUUUAUAUCUCCCGUGCAUUCAAUUAGUGGGAUUCUGUUGCUCUGUUCAGCUUUCAACGUCGGCAAGGAUAUGCAUUUUCGCUGUUAUUUUGGUGUAUGAGUUGUUGUAAUUUACAACUUGGCGCAUAACAGUACAACAUCAUUUCAUACACAAUAUGCUAUCUGGGACAUGCAGCGUACUGUGAUUAUUCAGUAAAAGAUACUUUUUA